Messenger RNA from Falco peregrinus (peregrine falcon), 12926 nucleotides. RefSeq names its product ATM interactor (gene ATMIN). The record is from RefSeq and is a predicted model, not a curated record. Gene Ontology annotation, molecular function: DNA-binding transcription factor activity, RNA polymerase II-specific; transcription cis-regulatory region binding. Gene Ontology annotation, cellular component: nucleus. The coding region runs from base 5351 to 7375 and encodes 674 amino acids. The transcript is spliced from 4 exons. Gene Ontology annotation, biological process: regulation of transcription by RNA polymerase II. NCBI's taxonomy places the organism in Eukaryota, Metazoa, Chordata, Aves, Falconiformes, Falconidae.
AACUCGGGCCCGCCGCACGGUGAGGCGAGCCCGGCCCGGCCCCGCCGCACUGGCCGGGCGCCUCCCUCCCGCUCAGCCCCGCGGUGGGGAGGGGGCGCGCCGCCCCUCACCUUGCUCUGCGGGGCUCUGUAAUGGCGCAGCUCCCUCUUCCGCUCGGGGCCUGGGCCUGCUCCCGCCGCGGGGGCUGCCGGAGGGGCGGCCUGGGCCUGCUCCCGCCGCGGGGCUGCCCCCAGCCGCGGGUGAGGGGAUCCGCUGCUGCUCGGCGGGGCGGGGGGGCCGGGGGCGGCCGGCGGAGGCGGCGGCUGCCUUCGGCGUCGCUGGCGCGGAGCCUGGGGAGGGCGUCGCUCCCGGGGGGUCCCCAGGCGUUUCGCCUUGUCUCCUGCUUUCACCUUCCCCGCGUGAAAAGCGUGUGCAGGUGCAGGCGUGAACACGCGUGUGCGCUCUGCCCGGCCAGCCCAGUGGAGAAUUCCACUAAAAUUCCUUGCGGGAAAUAACCCGGUUUGUAGCAGCGUUAAAUGUAACUAUGGCAGUUAAAAGUUUUCUGGGGCCCAGGUUCUCUUAUUUCACUUGCUUGUCACUCCUCUUUCUGCAGGAAGACAUUAUAGCCCUGCUUGCGAGGUGCUAUGCAAACAUACUGCAUUUCCUACCCGGAGCAGUUGGCAAGCCAUCGUAAUCCAAACGCCGAGUGCUGUUAUGUUGGGGUUUCUGUUUGUUUUUUAAAAACGUCUGUGAGCCAAAAAAACCCUAGAUGGAUGCCAUUUUGGAAACAAGCCCUCAUUAGCAUAGUACUCCUGAGAAAAGGCAGCAUAUACUGGGGGGGGAGGAGAGCCACGGUUCAGCAAGCAUAUACUUGAGUGUGGGCCUUUCUGAAAGAUGUCCUUUCUUUUUCCAAAAUCGUAAUGCUAAGGGUGUGAAUAUCCUAUUCCUGGCAAACCUCAAGUGCAGCAUUCGUAGCUGCAAUCUGAAAAUGCAGCCCCAGCAGGCAAAUAAUAAACGCACUUGUUUUGUGAAAUGGCAAAUUGCAGAACCGAGCGUGUUACAGAUGGUGGGUGGUGGUGAACAAAAUGAAAUAAUCUCAAGAAUACUUGCUAUUUCCUAUCUUUUGUUUUAUUUCAUUUUCUGAUACGUGCUAACAGCUUUGGCAUGUAUUGUAUCUCACGCAUAGGUAUGAGUGGAGGUGCAGAGGUUGGAAACAUUCGUUCAGGUUCAGCAGGCGGUCAUUUCGGUUGUGAGCCUGUGCUGCGAGCUGACAGGGACUGCGGCGAGUGGGUUAUAUAACCUGUGUGCAGGGUGCCAUGGGUGAGGAGGUGCUGCUUUCUCACCGGUUGCCAAGAUAGCUAUUAACUGUUGGUACCUUGCGGGUUUAUAACGUAUUUCAUACAGCUAAUUACUAAAUCUUGUGAUAGCUUUUAGUAUUUAUCCAAAUACUGAAACAUGGAUGGACGCAGGUUUUCAGGAGUAUCUGACUUCUUCCAAGGACAUUGUAAUGGAGAGUAAAAUGAGGGAACCUCAUUUUUCUGUACUGUCUUAGAUAAAAUGCCUCCAGUAUUAUGCAUGGCUGAGAAUGCAUCCUGAAUUAAAGGAUAAAGAUAGGAAGGUAAAAAGAUGUAAAUCUAGGUGUGUGUUACUCUGUUUCUCCAAAAAGAGAUGGACUUGGACUAAUAAUUCAGUAUUGAUAUUUCCUUUUACAAGAUAACAGAUUUCCCCAGACAAAAAUAAUUUAAAUUGUGUUAGCAAAACAUGAGGAAUUAGUGAAGAGGCGACCUUGCACAUGGGACAGUAAGAAGCUAUUGGGGAGGGAGAGAACCUAAUAGUGCUGAAGAGAAGGGAGGUUGACUUGGUUAGUUUUCAUUAACAAAAGUAGCACCAAUAGGUUCUUUUAAGACCAAAAACUGUGAGUCAUUGUUGCUGCAGUGGGAGUAUGUCCACAUAGGAAAACAAGAUUGCCCUGUAAAAACAGAGCCAAGUGCAGUAGUGGAAGGUUGUAGUGUUGUGGAGCGAUAACAAAAGAUUUGAUCAGUCCUGGUUUGUAACAGAAGGAACUGAGAUGAGAAACACUUUCAAAAGCUGUUUGGUCAUAGCAUAUGAGCUUUUAUGGUAAUGCUGCUGUGAGAAGGGCAAUCCUAAAAUACAUCAGAAGGAUAUUCUCUGUCACUGCUGCAGGGGAGGAAUCUAAAUAAAUCAAAUAAGCUAAAGUGAACCCAGAAGAGGUGUAGAAAAGGGCUGUUAAGGGUGAUAAAUGUCAAGUGUGUCUGACAAAGGGAAAUGAGAAGAAUUUGGCUUGUUUGGCCUAACAAAACAAGAUAUGAUGAAGUGUUGAUACUUAAGUGUUUGUUUUCUGGCUCCUUAGCUUAAGUAAGCCCAUAAAAAAUGAGAACAGUGGGUAUAAACUGGCACUUAAUAUAUCAGGAUUUGAUUUUUUUUUUAAUCCUUUGGUCUUUGCAUUAUUUUAUGGCGAGAAGGGGGAAGACCUCUGUAGUUUAAAAAUGAAGCUAUAGGAGUUCAUGUGAAAGAGAGGGUUCUGUGGAUUCCUAUGAUAGCAGGGAGGCUGUCAUCAGUGGUGAACUGGAAAGGGUAGCUUACCCAAACGCAAGUAUUACACUACAGCAAUAUUUUUUACAGUAAGAGUAAAUGCACUUCUCUCCAUGCUAUUUAGUAAAGAAAUACAUGGUCUUCUGUUGAAAAAAAAAUGUUUUAACAUAGCUGGCUACAGUGUACUGUAAUUUAAUGUUUUAAAUUAAUCCUUUGGAGUAAGCCUUUCUAUUGUAGGAAAGCAAGACAUCAUUAAGCUCACCUUGAGUAAAUCACUAGCAAGUAUUGUUACUUCCCAUUUCCCAUGGUGUUGCUGCAAGCCCUGUUGGAAUGUCAGCAUUCCUUACAAUACAGGCAUCUGCAUUGUGAGAAGUUAAUUGCACAAAUAUCUGCCAAUAAUUUUGGUGGGUGGGUAUUGCAGAAAUACGGGAAGUAAAAUCAGAUAUACAAGGAAAGGACUUGUGAGAGCAUCUGAAAUAUGACUGGCCAGACCGGUUUUUGAGAAGAUAUAAGAUUAACCAUUUGGAGCCAGGAGGACUUUGAAGAUGGUCAGAACAAGAUUACUGUCUGGAUAGGGUUACACUUACAUGUUUAGAGUAUCUCUCAACUUGUCACAACAAAUUUAUUGUGAUCUGUGCCUCCAAAGUCUAUGUUCCACCUGUUAAAAAAGCAUCUUACUCAUGUUUAUAUAGCUUUUAAACACUUGGUGUUAUUCUACACGUUCAUACUUCAGUAGUUUUAAAUAACCUGUCUGUGGUUUACCUGUUAGGUGCCUGAACCUAUUUCCCGUAUUACCCUGUCGUUUCUUGGGUGGUGCCAUUUAAAUAUAACACACUUUGGCGAACUCCUUCGUUGGGAGACAUUAACGCCAAUUGCCUCUUACUACACGUACUGAUUUAGUCUCCAGUGGGAGAAACCAAACAUAGUUUUGACUUAAAGGCAGAUCUUUUUUUCUUCUGAAGACUUUGAGACUGGUAUCUGGUCAGAGUGUUUCUGGGUGAACUCAGGGUUAAAAAGUGUAAUUGGGGGUAGUGGGGCUGGAACAACUGGAUUUCUUUUGAGUCAUGUUCCUGUUUUGGGCAGUGGCUCUAGGACCGUGGUUAUUCAGCAGAGAUAAAACAGGCCUGUUUAUGAAAUGGUUUGUCCAUGGGAAAAACUGCUGCACAUAAAAAUGCUUAGAAGGUUAAAACAUUACAUGAAAACUCACUUUUUAGAGAAUUAUUCUAGGUUUUCUUGAUGAAAUAGCGGCUGGUGAUUUUGGUUCAGAGGCUCUGAACUUGGUUUCUUUGAGCAUGAUGGGUCAUGAACAACGAAUUUGUGGCAUUGUCAACAAGUAGCAGUGUUGAGCAUGUGGAAAUAUAACUUGAAAUACUGCUUGAAGGGGUUACAUUUUACACAUAGUAUCUUAGAUUGAGAGACGAUUUGAGGAAAAACAAAAGCAUUGAAAUGUCCUAUUCAUCUGCUUCAUGGUAUUCCUGAAGCGUGGCGAACUGUAGCUAGGUAAGAAGUAGGGGUGUGAGCAGUGAACCCCUUUGUGUUCUGGCAGCUGCCGUACCUACUUUCUGUUUGCUUCACACAGGACAACUGUUGCACUUUGUGAAUUCUUUAUGUUUGGUCUAACCUGCGUAAACACGCAGUAGCUGGAAAUAUGCCUGAAGAAGGUAGUUAGGGAGUGACUGGUGUAAAAUCAAAAUUCUGCCACUUACUGUGCUUACUGUCACUGUUGUCAUGGUAAGGAAAAUCGGGUGCAGAGCUCAAACAGGGCAUGCUCUGUUAAUUCUUCCCUGAAUAAUCAUCUUGGGGAUGUCAUUGGGGCUACGGUAGCUGGCUCUGGGGACUGGGUUGGCCUCUUACUCAGUCUCAGGAUGUAAGGAGACUCACAGCUACUCUCAGCAUCACGUUUUUAAUAGUUUACUUUUAAGUUUUUACUUGGACACAGGUGCCUGAUGUUUCCACUGAGACUCUUUCAGAUAGGAUGUGUCUGGAGGGAUACAUCCUGUGGUUUCUAUGUCUGUGUCCUCAAUAGGAAUAGGUUCUGUGUGGUGGAACAAUCCAGACAAUCCCACUUGUGCGUCCUGUUCAUAGGUUUUUUUGAGGUCCUCUGAGUAACUUAUGUUGCUUUGUUCUGUUGUGUGCAUGUGAUGGUCAGUGAGGCAGAUCACGCGGAAAGCACAGCUAUACCAGUUGUUUGAUGUCUGGAGGUUCAGGAUUGGCAUACCAGUUGUUAGUUUCAUAGGCUUAACUGAGGUUUGGUUUGUGAUCUGAAUUAAGUGACAGAGUGAGCUUGGUGUCUUUCCUUUAAUUACAGGUAGAUUCCCAAGUAAAAUCUAAAUAGUGCCAACUGAAUUCCAACAUCAGAAGUGUUGUGUUACACAGCGUAUGACUAAUUUUAAUGGACCUCCAAGUAGAUUCUGCUACUAACGAGUAAAACCACAUUGAAUUGGCAGUGUAGUGAAGUAUCUGUAGGGAAAGCUUUUGGGCUCAAGUAACACAAAAGGCAGUUGUAUUUGGCUUGGGGCAGCAAGUAUCUUGGUAAAAGUAAAUAGUACAGUACCACUACUCUGCAGAGCUUGCUGUAAUUUCACUUGGUAAUUUUCAUGGUAUGUUUGCAAAGUAGCAUCCACAUAGGUGAAAAACUCCUUUUGAACUUUAAAAUCACUUAAGAAAGUGCCUUCAGCUCAUUGAGGAUGGAAAACGUAAUGCGCCAAUAAGGAAGGGUUUGAAAACAUCACAGAAAUUCUACUGCUGUCCUAUUGAAGGCUGCCCUAGAGGACCAAACAGACCAUUUUCCCAAUUUUCUCUUGUAAAACAGCACUUUAUGAAAAUGCAUGCUGAAAAGAAGCACAAAUGUGAUAAAUGUAGUAACUCCUAUGGUACAGAAUGGUACUUGAAACGGCAUAUAGAGGUCUGUGGCAAGACUUUCCAGUGUACUUGUGGGUGCCCUUACGCCAGCAGAACAGCAUUACUGUCUCAUAUUUACAGAACUGGCCAUGAAAUUCCUGCAGAACACAGGGAUCCUCCUAGUAAGAAAAGGAAAAUGGAAACCUCCGUACAUAAUCAACAGUUGGCAGAGAAAGCAAAUGAAGCAUUCAUCAAUACACACAAUAACAAUCCUGGCACUCAGGAACUGGAGUCCUCUGAAGUGAAACUAGUGGCCUCUCUUGAAGGCUCCUGCAGCUCUAACUUGACAAACCAAAUGCAGCCAAAAGGUACACCGAAGAUGCUUUUACCAAAGCCCAGGGUGGCUUUGGUUAAACUCCCAGUGAUGCAGCUUGCUCACUUGCCUGUAUACGUAUCUGCAACAGACUCUUCGGUCAAACCUGCUGUAGUGGCUGUUGAUAACCAAGGUCCAGUUGUAAGUACUGUUCAUUUACUGCCUCAGUCUAUAGGAAUUCUGAUUCCAGCACUGGAGGCAGAAACACUUGUAUUUAAAGAUAGUAUGCCUGUUUCAAAAGUGACAAAUUCUGGUGAUCACGAACCGGUAAGUACUGGUGUACAAGUUGAGUUGGAUAAGGUUACACUGAAUGACACAGGGCAAGAGCUGGGGAAUGCUUGUCACAAGAAUAAAAUUUCUUCGAUAAAUAUACAGACGGACUUAUCUUAUAUUUCACAGAACUUUGUACCAGCUGCAGCCUGGACUCCCAGUUCUUCUGUAUCCUCUUGCUCUCAGACUGAUCUUUCAUUCAGCUCACAGGUUUCAUUACCCAUCAGUGUACAAACACAGACGCUGCUGCCUGCUUCCAAACUGACUUCAUCCAUAGCUGCUCAGACUGAUGCUUUUAGUCAGGUUUGUUUUCCAGCGAGUGGCAUUUCUAGGGAGACUCAGACUGGGAGGACAGAGGACACUGUUGAUGGAAGAGUGCAAAUGGACCAGGCUGUAAUGUGCAGUGACAUCUUUGACAACGUUCAUUCAUCAUAUAAUGUUUCUACUCACAUUGAACUUCCAGAGAACAAUUUAAUGCCUGCAAAUAUUGAUCAAACCUUGCUGCAAAGGAGUAAUUGCAAGAGCCUGAAUCAAGAUACGGUGAAGUCUGAAUCCCUUAUUGGCUUCAAUACACAGACUAAUAUACUUCCACCUCAAAAUACGAUGGAUAAUCAAACCCAGACGAUGGACCUACUAAGUGAUCUGGAGAACAUCUUUUCAGGAAACAUGUCUGGCCAGGCACUGGAUAAUCGUGGCCUUUUGUCUGAGACCAGUUCUAAUGCUGACACGCAUCUGCCACCCGGUCCAUCACAGAGCACAGGAAUAGACUUUGACAUUGAAGAGUUCUUUUCAGCAUCCAAUAUCCAAACUCAGACUGAGGAGAGUGAGCUUGGUACCCUAAACUCUGAGCCAGUUUUGGAGUCGCUGGACAUUGAAACUCAGACUGAUUUCUUAUUUUCAGAUAGCGCCACUCAAUCGUAUAGCUGCCGAGGAAAUUCUAACUUCUUAGGUUUGGAGAUGUUUGAUACACAGACACAGACAGACUUGAAUUUUUUUUUGGACAGUAAUACCCAUCUGCCUUUAGGGAGUAUUCUGAAGCAGUCUAGUUUCUCCAUGAGUACGGACUCAUCUGAUACAGAAACCCAGACAGAAGUAUAUCUGGCUACUAAAAAUAGCCCUACUCAGAAUAUUGAAAGCAAAGUCCAGCUCAGUAGCACUGAAACACAGACUAUGGAUAGCUGCUUUGAGAACCUAGGGAGUUUAUUCCUCACCAGCAAUGAGACACAGACAGCAAUGGACGACUUCCUUCUGGCUGACUUAGCCUGGAAUACAAUGGAGUCCCAGUUCAGUUCAGUAGAAACACAGACCUGUGAAGAGCUGUGCUCCUUGUUUCAGAGCUCUGGCAAGCCCAACCAUUGAGUACUUCAUAAUAUAACUUUCCUGUGGUUUGAAAUUAAAUUAUUGGGGUGGGAGAGAUGGCUUGACCAAGUUAUUCACUUUGCGUUACUGAAUGUAGUUAUUGUGAGCAGUUGGCCUAAGAGACUUGUCCUGCUGCAGGUACUCUAUUGAAUAUGUAACUUUACAUAAACUGUGUGUGUAUAAAUGGGGGAAGGGGGGGCUGUAACAUGUUAAUGUACAUUUGAACCUUAAAAAAAAUUGUGGUGCCUAUGUUUUUUCCUCAAACUUCUUUACAAAGCUGAUACUGCUUUCAUUUAAACAGAACUUUUUAAGUUGUCCUGUGUAUAUGCCUCUCUGUUCCUGGCUUAUGUAUAGAGUUCCAGGGUGCUGAACCAAAGCCCUGACCUGUCCGGUUCAGAUGCUUCCCUGAACUUACGGGGGAGGAUUCUGUUAGUGUAAGCUACUUCGGUUUACUUUUUUUAGUAGCUUGAAUUUUAAAUCUGGCAUGAACAUAGUAAGCCGUAUGGUCUUCCUUUAUGCCUUCACAGCUUUCUCCUGCAUAAGGUGGCAUUUUCCAAAUACCUGUCCAACACACUGGACACAGACUCUUGAAUUGUUGAGUAUAUUAUCAAAAAAUAUGUAGACAGCAGUACCUUUUUAUUUUUUUUCCCUGGGUGUCACUGAUGCCCUUUGAAGGGUCGGAAAACCAUUUGGAAUACGUAAUUAUAGGAAAAUGAGCAUGUCGCCCUUUUAGCUAGUGUAAUAAACGGGACUAACAUCUUUAGAGUCUUCGGGAGGGAUUUGCUUAAAUUAUUUUUAAGAUGCAAAUACUACAAUGUGUGUGCCUGAAAGACGGGACUAGUUUUCACUAAAAUUCUCCUAGCUUUAUUAAGAUAUAAGUUGAGAAAUGUUACAGUGGUUUAUACAUCUGCUACCUUGACAGAAAAUCUUGAGAAACGGGAUAUUAAAUUCUCUCAGAUACUUACUCACCCGGACUCCUGGUUUUGGACUUCCCGCUUCCAAAACCAAUUGGAACCCAUACAACAGAGCGGGGAGAUCAGCUCACAAGCCCUUUCAGAACAACUGUAUUUUGCUUUUGCAUAUUGAUCUGCAGCCCUCAGUUCCUGCAGCUUUCAGAGAGUUUUUUCUGAAUAUAGUCAAAUUCAAACCGAUUUUUCUGAGAGGAAAUGUGUGACCUCUUGGAAUUUUGUUUAAUGUUCAUCUUGCCCCUCAUACCAUUGUUUGCAUUAUUUUUCAUUUGCAUGGGAAAAAAAAAAAUUAAGCCAGUUGUGAAUGUAUGUUGGAAUUUGGCCUUAGCUAAUUUUUAUCUCUUACUAUAAUAGCCUGCAUAAUAUAGGCCUCUGGUUUUGUCCUGGACAGGUUUUAGUUUCUGUUACCUUAAAUGAAAAGGAAAACCUCUUCAUGUCAAGUUCCUGGGCCUGUAAUAGACUUUCCUUCUCCACUGUGAGAGGGAGGCAUUGGCUGCGUGUUUGCUAGGCAGCCCAUCAAUAAAUGUAUGUCCAAGCCUUAGCUUUUGAAGACUCACUAUGCUUCGUGCUUCAUAUCCUCAGCUCAAGGAUGUGGGAGUGAAGUUACUCAUCCAUUGCAGCAAGCUUGUUUUUUUGAAAAUGAGCAAUACCUUUUUUUUUCUUUUGUCUUCUACCACUCUUAAAUUGCCAUAGUUAAUGCAAUAAUACAGUAAGUGUCUCUACUUUUACUGGAAAUAAUCUCUUUAGAUUAACCCUGAAACUUUUAUUUUCCUCCUGAAAAACUCCUGAAACCACAGCUGCGUUGCCUGUUUUAAUUCUUCAGCAUUUGUAAGUACGAGUUCUUCUGGUCUUUGGCUGAAGAAAGGAAUCUUGCAGUUCCCCCCAGGAGUACAGUAAUUCUGCUUUGGGGAAAGCCCCCCCAGUUUUCACAAUGCCUAGAGUUCUGAUCUUAAGGUUGGGAUAUAUUAAGAAAAGGAAGGCAUCGCUUGUCAUUCUGUUUAUUCUGAAGAUAGGACUCAUUUGUAUUUACCUGCCUACUUUGAGAUUGGGAAAUAAGAUAAAUGACAAAAUUAGGUUAACUUACUCUAUUGCAAUACUUUUCUAGUAAUAUUGCAUCUUCAGGUUGUAAAGUGUUUUUCCUUCUCCUUUCUUCCCCCUGGCUGGAAUACCAGAGAACAUUUCUUCAUACAUAGGCUUCUGUGUUUCCCAUGUGCAAGUUUACUGGUGCAUGGAAGAGAAGCAGUUACUAUAGAUCUGGUUGGGGAAGACUGCGUUUUCCACAGUUACAGAAUGCAAAAGUGAGAAACUGUUCAUGACCUCUGAAUUUAGAAAGUCAGUCAUUUUUUCGUAGGUAAUAAGGAGAAGAAUUACAGAAGGCUUUGAAUUGUAAUCCUCUGAGAGACCAGCUAGCAUUUAAAGAACUUUGAAACUGGUUUACAAAUCCGAAUGACAAUUGCCACAUUCUCAUGGUGUAAGCCAAAGCUCUUUGCAUCAGUGACUAUCAGAAAAAAACUAGUUUGUGUGGAUGCAAUCUUACAAUGUAAUCGUAACUCAUUUACUGUACUUUGUAACUAAGAAUAUUUAUGAGCUUUGUGUGUUUUAUUAUAACAUGCAAAUACCAUUCCUUUCCCUCAUCCUAUGGGUUUAAAAUAGUUUGAACUUUGAUUAGGUCAACACAGUACUACCACAUGAAAUUAUUUAGUGAAAGUACAGUAUUAAAAAAGUACUAAAUAUGUCUGCAUUGUCUUCGUGAAGUGGCUCAUUCUGACCAGAAUUAACUUGUUUCUUCACAAAUUUGGUUCCCAUAAAUUAUUCAUAGAAGUCAGAGACAGGUUUGGAUCCUAUGUUGCUGGCAUAUGUCACUCACUUUGGAUUUAUUAAGUAUUUUUGUGAAAAUGUGAAGACUGCACCCAGACUUCACGGUUUGCUGAAUCCAACAGUAAACCUAAUGAAACCUGAGCUGAAAUACUGUUGCUGAAUAGUACAAAUUCUUUGUAUAUGAACAAGUUCUUCAAAAUGGCUACUUUUCUGUUUUGGCUGUUGUUCUAAAAAUAAACUUCAGUCAGAACUAUGUCUUGGUAGUACUAAAUGACACUUAUCUCCCUUUUUCUGCAGUUUGUCUCUGAUUUGAUUUUCAAGGCACUGUCUCUCGUAAGUAUUGGUCAGCAGUGACUUACUACUUUGCUUAUUCUCUUUGUAUCCCCUAAUGCCAUUUGAACUGUUGUACAGAAAGUAACACCAGAUUCUCUGUAGCCUCUUAGCACAAAUUCUUAUCUGGAAGUUAUACUAAUGUUACUUGUAUUACUCUUUGUGUUUCCUGCUUAAUUCUGUUACACUGUGAUUGCUGGAUCUUGAUCUGGAUACCUGUGUAAUGCUACUCUAAAAUUUAAUUUGCACUUGUGUAGUUUCACUUGAGCUUUUCUUUAGUAUAUAAAAAAAUCAAAGAAACAUAGCAAAUUUGGGACACAGGUUGUAUGAGGACAAAACAGCUGAAAAAUGAGAGGUCUGUCUUGUUACCUUCCAUGUUUGUUUGUCACAAUGCAUCACUGUAUGACAGUAGAUAUAUGUUUCUUCUUUUGGCUUUAUUUGCAUCCAUUUCCACUAAUAUGCUUGUAAAUACUUCUUUCUGCUUUGGGCAGGGAGGGAAUCCUCCCCCAGUUCUUCAUGUCUGCCUAGAGAAAUUCGUAGUUUAUAGUCAGUUUACUUACACUACGCAUUCUUAGCUAUGCAAAGCUGCUUGUGUCUAGAAAAUUUUAACUUCCAAAGGAUAUGAAGUCGGGGGGGGACAAAAUUGCAUACAUAUAGAUAUAUAUACACACUUGCAGCUGUAAAUUAAACAGCUGUAAAACAAGCCUGGUGAAACCUCAUUUAGUUUUGAACAAUUCAAUCACUGUCUGUAAAAAAUAAUGUAUGUAACUAACACGCCGUACAAAUUACUAUCCCAAGAUGCACGUGCAGUCAUUUUUUCUGUUGAAAACAAAAGGCUGAAUUUCCUUGUUUGUCAUAUGUACCUUGGUUGUGUGGAUGCAACAAAAGAAAGAAAGCCUUCCACAGUUUUAAAUCCUUGUCCUGCUAACACAUGCUUAGUUGGUUCUGAAUUGUUUUUUCUGUGAGGCUGGGUAGAGGUGUGUUGGCAGGAUUGGGAUCUUAGGGCGUUAGGGGUUUUUUUAAUAGCCUCUCAAAUAUAGGGUAAGACAAUAGGACUCAUACAUACUGAAUCAAUGUAGUGUGCUCAACUUGCAAAAGUUACUGAAAUGACAGCUCAGAGGUGAACCAAAUGUAUUGGCCUUUAUCAUUAAGGUUGUACAGUUUCCUUUGCUUUAAUGUAUUUCUGAUGUGUUGGUUUUUUAAACAUGAUCUUAAUGUACAAUUUAGUGUUCCAAAUACAUUCACACCAAAGCGUUGUUAACAUUCUGGGCCUCGCAAGCUUUCUUCAUUCAUGUUUGGGUUAAGGUGCUGCUAUGCUUGAGUUCCUGGUAGAACAGGCCUACUGUAAACAGGCUUCCAUCAACAACUGUAUGAACACUAUGAAGAUAGGGUUGUUUAAUGGUAGCAAGUUUCAAUGCAUGGUGCAAACAUGCAUCUUCUGUUUCUUUUGUUGUUUUUUAACAGUUGAUGUGAAUUUAAAUGUGUGCUAGAAGGAUUUGCUGCUUGGAGCAUGACUGAAUUUUCUUGUUUAAAACACCAUUGCUGUGCAAUGAACAGAAUCGAGGAACUACAGCAUUCAACUCUGCAUUGCCUUGCAGUCAGGGUGAGGGUAUGUUUGUGUUCAUGUACGUGACUCUUCCACUUCACUGAAAAUGUAAUUGGGCAGCCUGAAACAGUGGAAACUCCUGAAGGCACUCCUGAGUUAAAAACCAGAAGUCCUUUACUUCUGAUUCUUUUUCACGUACUGGCUUUACAGCAGUAUCUUCACCAUAGCUAGCAAUGGGAUAUAAUAGAUGACUUGUGAUGAUGUAAACUGUGCGUUUCACAACAACUAGCGCUUUACAUGCAUGCUUCAAGCACUUGCAUGCAGAGCUAGAUUGACAAUACUUCCAUCUACAGAUAUUUGCAAGUGCAUCUAUGAUAAAGCUAGAUAUGAAAGAUAGCCAUAUUUUUUUCAGCUUACAGAAUUCAACACCUGAUUAGCAUCCAAUUUAAGUCUCAUUCCCAAAGCAUGUGUGAGUUAAUCUCAAUAAGGCUGAGAAAUUGUCUUUAAAAUAUUUUUCUUCUUAUCACUGGUGGGAUUUUGAUCUAGUGGGAAAAUUUAGUUUUCGAAGAAUGUCCAUGUUUAGUUCUUACUAUUUAAGCCAGUACACUUGCAAUGAGCAGAGAAAAGCAAGCAUUCAUUUCUUAGACCUGUUUUACAAAAGACAAUCCCAAAGAAGGAAUGUUGUCCUAGUAAUUGUGAAACUUCUAAGUAAUGCAUGCAGAGAAAACCUUGUGCCAAAAUACUGUUUAGUAUUUCCCUCUGUUGGAAACUGGAGUGUUACACAAAGCUGCUAGUAAGUUAUUCACAAGUAUUGAAAUGUUUUGUUCACAAAUGAAGCACUUAGUCCUGUAAAUUAUACGUAUUUUGGAAUAAAGUUAACUUCAAUCCA